AUGGAAGGAGGACGAACUGCCCAUUCUGCUUUACAACUACCGUUGAAUAUAGCAGAACAACAAUUCCCGGUAUGUAAAAUCUCAGGAAAAUCUGGACGGGGUCAAUGUCUAAAACAAGCUAAAGUUAUCUUAUGGGAUGAAUGCACCAUGGCCCAUAAAAAAUCACUUGAAGCAAUGGACAGAACAUUACAAGAAUUGCGAAAAAACUCUGAAAUAAUGGGAGGAGCUCUACUCAUACUGUCGGGAGAUUUUCGACAAACACUUCCAGUUAUUCCCAAGUCAACACCAGCAGACGAAAUCAAUGCAUGCUUAAAAAAGUCACAUCUCUGGUCACAAGUACAAAUACUGCAAUUAACAAAAAACAUGAGAGUUGAAUUAUCAAAAGAUGAAACAACAGCACAUUUUGCUAAAAUACUUUUACAAAUAGGUGAAGACACAUAUCCUACUAACCAAACGACCGGCCUCAUUGAACUCAAUAGUGAUUUCUGUAACAUAGCCACUACUGAAAACGAUCUAAUCGACAAAAUUUAUCCAAAUUUUGUUCAGAACUAUACCAACGUAGAGUGGUUAUUUCAAAGAGCAAUUUUGGCUACUAAAAAUAAUGUUGUUGACGAUAUCAAUUUUAAUAUUCUAAAGAAAAUACCUGGUGAAGAGAGAAUAUAUAAAUCGAUGGACACGAUGGUAUCCAGCGAGGAAAGUGUCAACUUCCCCACAGAAUUUCUGAACUCUUUACAAGUACCCGGAAUGCCAUUACACUGCCUUCGUUUGAAAAUUGGAUCUCCAAUCAUACUACUGAGAAAUCUCAGCUCUCCAAAACUAUGUAAUGGAACGAGGAUGAUCGUAAAACAGCUAUCGAAUAAUAUUAUUGAAGCUGAACUUAUUUCUGGAAAGAACAAAGGACAAACAGUAUUUAUACCUAGAAUACCACUGAUCUCUUCUGAAUUGCCAUUUCAAUUUAAAAGAUUGCAAUUUCCAAUUAAAUUAGCUUUUAGUUUUACAAUUAACAAAGCGCAAGGACAAACUUUAAAAUAUUGUGGCAUUAACCUCAAAGAACCCUGCUUCUCUCACGGUCAGCUAUAUGUAGCUUGCUCAAGGAUGCUGAAAUAA
Diabrotica virgifera virgifera (western corn rootworm) is the source of this 1107-nucleotide messenger RNA. RefSeq names its product ATP-dependent DNA helicase PIF1-like. The record is from RefSeq and is a predicted model, not a curated record. Bases 1 to 1107 code for a protein of 368 amino acids. Gene Ontology annotation, molecular function: DNA helicase activity. Gene Ontology annotation, biological process: DNA repair; telomere maintenance. The transcript is spliced from 2 exons. Lineage: Eukaryota; Metazoa; Arthropoda; Insecta; Coleoptera; Chrysomelidae.